Periconia digitata is the source of this 467-nucleotide messenger RNA. The record is from the annotation of a GenBank genome assembly. Lineage: Eukaryota; Fungi; Ascomycota; Dothideomycetes; Pleosporales; Periconiaceae.
UCGCUCGACUCGUCUCCCCACCACUCUCACGAAACACCUUUCGCAACCAACACCAAUAAGUUGUAUAUAUCGAAGUAUCCAACUCACGAAAUUAUUUCAAAAUGGAACUCCGGACUAUUUUCUUGCUGCUUGCAAGCUUCCUCACUUUCGGGGCAACGAACGCGCAAUUCGGCUUCUUCGACCAAAUGUUCGGUGGUAGCGGCGGCGGGCACCAGCAACAACAACAAAACGUACGCAGCGAUGCGCAGUGGUAUCAAUCGCAAUACGAAGGAGCGCACUGCGACAAAUACCUGUGUCCCGGCACACUCUCCUGCGUUCAUUUCCCCCACCACUGCCCAUGCGCCUGGGAGACUGUCGAAGAGAAGGCAGAGCUCGGCGAUGGCAUCUCGAUUUGUGCGAGUAAAGGUGGUUAUAAGGAAGGUGAGACGUUGAAGAAGAUUGAGUUGGCUAGGAAGGGGCUGCUAUAA